This is a messenger RNA of Scleropages formosus (Asian bonytongue), 8803 nucleotides long. It is a transcript of the gene pitpnm2, whose product is annotated as phosphatidylinositol transfer protein, membrane-associated 2. The transcript is spliced from 27 exons. Bases 778 to 5052 code for a protein of 1424 amino acids. Lineage: Eukaryota; Metazoa; Chordata; Actinopteri; Osteoglossiformes; Osteoglossidae. The record is from RefSeq and is a predicted model, not a curated record. Gene Ontology annotation, molecular function: phosphatidylcholine intramembrane carrier activity; phosphatidylinositol transfer activity; phosphatidylinositol binding. Gene Ontology annotation, cellular component: cytoplasm. Gene Ontology annotation, biological process: phospholipid transport.
CAACCCUCCUGGUGGCACGCAGACGGCGGGAGUUCGUUUCGUUUGCGAUGCUGCUUGCGUUACGAAGGCAAAGUCGCUGCGCUGUUUGAGAGAGAGAGAGAGAGAGAGAGAGAGAGAGAGAGAGAGAGAGAGAGAGAGCGCGAACGCUCUCCCGCUUCCUCCGUUCCCUUCUGUACGCGAAGGUGAGCACAGAGGAGCAGAACCGGACCCCUGCCGCCAGAGAGAGCGCGUUACUUCCGAGACGAACUGCAGACACAGACGGGCGGAGUGUGUACGACUCGGGAACGCGCCGUCAAGGACGCCGCGCUACAUGGCCUUCUCCUGACAGCCCCCAGCUCGCACGGCGCUCCGCGCGCAGCCGCUCAAGGCCGAAGGAAGACAGAUCUGUAGGUGGGGGGAGGCUGCGGCUCUGAAGGUAUCCUUUCCGCGCCUUGCUGGUGGUCUCUCCUCCUGCGCGCGCGGCACGAGAACGCGGAAGAGGACCCGGGCGGAUCUGUGCUGCGGAAUAUUUACACUGUAGCAGAGUGAGGUGACACACAGUACAGGGAAUCGCGGUGACACGGCGGCGCGCAGACGGCGGAUUAACACACGCCUGUGUCCGAAAUAAGACGGGAGCCACGAGGAAACUUAAUUCUCGAUGCUGGACUCCGAUGUUGUGGAGGACAUGAUCUUUUCAACCGAUUGUUUCAUCAAUGAGUUCUUCACCGACUUUUUGACACAGUACAGCUAGAGACCACCCAGCCCAACCCUUAAACCCCCCAUCCCGCUCAGCUCAAAAUGCUGAUCAAGGAGUACCGCAUCCCCAUGCCUAUGAGCGUGGAGGAGUACCGCAUCGCACAGCUCUACAUGAUACAGAAGAAGAGCCGCGAGGAGACCUGUGGCGAGGGCAGCGGGGUGGAGAUCCUGGAGAACCGGCCUUACACAGACGGCCCGGGUGGCUCUGGCCAGUACACCCACAAGGUGUACCACAUUGGCAUGCACAUUCCCAGCUGGUUCCGCUCCAUCUUGCCCAAAGCGGCCCUGCGUGUGGAGGAGGAGUCCUGGAACGCCUACCCAUACACGCGCACGCGAUACACUUGUCCCUUCGUGGAGAAGUUCUCUAUUGACAUUGAGACGUACUAUAAACCCGACACGGGGAACCAGGUGGAUGUCUUCAACUUGUCCUCUGCAGAGAAGAGACAGAGGAGUCUAGACCCCAUCGAUAUUGUGAAGGACCCCAUCCCCCCAAAUGAGUACAAACCAGAGGAGGACCCCCGCCUUUAUAAGUCUGUGAAGACAAAGAGGGGGCCCCUAGCAGAAGACUGGAUUGAGGAGUUCAGGAACAAUCCGGACAAGACACCCAUCAUGUGUGCCUACAAGCUGUGCAAAGUGGAGUUCCGCUACUGGGGCAUGCAGUCCAAAAUCGAGCGUUUCAUCCAUGAUGUGGGACUGCGGAAGGUGAUGGUGCGAGCUCACCGCCAGGCCUGGUGCUGGCAGGACGAAUGGUGUGGCCUCACCAUGGAGGACAUUCGGCAGCUGGAGCUGGAGACACAGCUGAUGCUGGCGCAGAAGAUGGCACAGUUUAGCUGCACAGAGGAGACGACUGACACGGGCCGUGCCACUGGCUCACCUGAGAAGGACCAGGGUGCCAAGGAAGUGAUCAGCUCUAUCGAGGCGGAGGGAUCAACGGGAGCAGUGGACACGCUGCAGGCACGGGCAGGUCUCACCAAGCAGUGGUCCACCUCCUCCAGGUCUUCACGCUCAUCUAAGAGAGGAGGGAGUCCAUCUCGGCAGAGUAUCUCGGAGUGGAGGAUGCAGAGCAUUGCACGGGACUCCGAGGACAGCUCUGACGAGGAGUUCUUUGAUGCUCACGAGGACCUUUCGGACAGUGAGGUUGUCUUCCCCAAGGAGAUCACCAAGUGGAGCUCCAAUGAUUUGAUGGACAAGAUUGAGGCUGCCGACGUUGACGAAAGUCAAGGGGAGCUGUAUCAGGAGACAUCUGGAGAGUAUGCAGUGGUGGCUAGUGUGGAGACGCUCAACGAGGAUGGCUCCACACAGGAAUCCCUGCAGCCAUCCAAGAUCCACGUCCUCAUCCUUGUUUUGCAUGGCGGUAACAUCCUGGACACUGGCGGUGGUGACCAGAGCAGCAAGCAAGGGGACGUCAACACCAUCAGCACAGCCUUUGAGACGGUGAUGCGCGUGCACUAUCCAGCAGCCCUGGGCCGCAUUGCCAUCCGCUUGGUGCCUUGCCCCGCCAUCUGUGCCGAGGCUUUCUCCCUGGUGUCCAACCUGAGCCCCUACAGCUACGAUGAAGGGUGCCUCUCCAACAGCCAGGAUCACAUUCCAUUGGCUGCCCUGCCACUGCUUGCCACCUCCUCGCCGCAGUACCAGGAAGCUGUGGCAACCGUCAUCGUGCGGGCCAAUCAGGUGUAUGGUGACUUCAUCAAGUCCCUGGAGGGCGCUACCUUCUCUGGACAGGUAUGUCUGAUUGGGGACUGCGUGGGAGGAAUCCUCGGGUUCGAUGCCCUCUGCAACAGCAGCCAGAUGGUGUCUGAGAGCCAGAACAGCAGUCGGCGUGGCAGCGUGGUGAGCGUUCAGGAUAACGACCUGCUGUCCCCUGGGAUCGUCGUCAACAGCAGCUACUGCUCGGCAGCCUCCUCGCUGGAGGGCAGCCGCCACCUGAGCCGCAGUAACAUCGACAUCCCACGCUCCAGCGGGCCCGACGACCCAAAGAAGCAGCUGCCUCGCAAGCGCAGCGACUCGUCCACUUACGAGCUCGACACCAUCAAGCAGCACCAGGCGUUCCUGUCCAGCCUGCACUCCAGUGUGCUGAGGAGCGAUGUAGGCUCCCGCAGGUCCAGCAGCAGCACUAUGCUGGAGGGGAACUCUUUGGGCAAGUUUGACUUUGAGGUGUCGGACUUCUUCCUCUUUGGAUCCCCCCUGGGCCUGGUGCUCGCCCUCAGAAAGACUGUCAUUCCAAUGCUGGACGUGGCCCAGCUCCGACCAGCCUGCCAGCAAGUGUACAACCUCUUCCACCCUGCUGACCCCUCAGCUUCACGCCUUGAGCCCCUUCUGGAGAAGAAAUUCCACCUUCUGCCCCCAUUCAACGUGCCCCGGUAUCAGCGCUUUCCGCUCGGGGACGGCAACUCUGCUCUGCUGGUGGAGACAAUCCAGAGCAACCCCCAGCUCCUGAUGGAGAGUGGGGGCACCCUCUCCCUACGCUGCCAGGAAGGCAUCAGCGAGACCUGCAUCCCCGUGCCCGUGUUAAACUGGCAGGACGGUUCCCUGAAGGCCACGCCUGUUGCAGCAGAGCCAGAUGUUGUUCAGUCUCAUGGUGGUGUCUUCGUGGACAGUUCGUACCCCUCCUCUCCCAUUACUGCCCCCCAGUGCCGGGGCACAAGGAGGGCCAGUGAGGUCAGCAUUGCCAGCCAGGUCUCAGGAAUGGCAGACAGUUACACUGCCACCAACAUAGCCAACACACAUCAACGUAGCCAUUCCAAAAAGCGUAGUUUUCUUUCCCACCUCAGCCUCCCUUGCGAUAAGUCACUCCUGAGGCAGCCUACCCCUAAGUCCACUAGAAAGUCGCUUUUCACAGGCCCACACAUGAACGGAGACUCAGGCUGUUUGGAUCACGUAGAGAGGAGCAGCUGUACGAGCUCUGAUGUUGCUGCCGAUCAGGUCUCUGAUUUGGUCUCUCUGGUCACUCAGCUGGACAUUGAGCAAGUCGCAGCCCGCUGGUGGGGCACCAAGCGGAUCGACUUUGCACUCUACUGCCCUGAUGCCCUGACUGCCUUUCCUACUGUGGCCCUGCCCCACCUCUUUCACGCUUCCUACUGGGAGUCCACCGAUGUGGUGUCCUUCCUGCUCCGACAGGUCAUGAGACAUGAGAAUUCCAGCAUCCUGGAGCUGGAUGGCAAGGAGGUGUCUGAGUUCACUCCCUCCAAACCGCGUGAGAAGUGGCUAAGGAAGAGGACCCACGUAAAGAUCAGGAAUGUCACAGCCAACCACAGGGUGAACGAUGCAGUAUUCACAGAAGAUGGACAGCAGGUAGUGACUGGAAGGUUCAUGUACGGCCCACUGGAUAUGGUCACAUUGACCGGGGAGAAGGUGGACAUCCACAUCAUGACCCAGCCUCCGUCAGGGGAGUGGGUGUACUUUGACACCGAGCUGACCAACAGUAGCGGCCGUGUCUCUUAUGUAAUCCCCGAGGGUAAACGGCUGGGUAUCGGGGUCUACCCAGUGAAGAUGGUGGUCAGGGGUGACCACACCUUUGCAGACAGCUACUUGACCGUGCUGCCUCGUGGGACUGAGUUUGUGGUGUUCAGCAUUGACGGGUCUUUUGCAGCCAGUGUGUCCAUCAUGGGCAGUGACCCUAAAGUGCGGGCUGGGGCAGUAGACGUCGUCAGACACUGGCAGGACCUGGGCUACCUGAUCAUCUACAUCACGGGCCGGCCAGACAUGCAGAAGCAGCGUGUGGUUGCCUGGCUCUCGCAGCACAACUUCCCCCAUGGCAUCGUGUCCUUCUGUGACGGCCUGGUCCACGACCCACUCCGUCACAAGGCCAACUUCCUCAAGUCGCUAAUCACUGAUGCUCACAUGAAGAUAUUUGCUGGGUAUGGCUCCACAAAGGACAUCUCGGUGUACUCCUCCAUAGGACUGGCGCCCUCACAGAUCUACAUUGUUGGGCGACCAACCAAGAAGAUGCAGCAUCAGUGUCAGUUUAUCACAGAUGGCUACGCAGCCCACCUUUCCCAACUGGAGUAUAACCACCGCUCACGGCCUGCCAAGAGUGGCAGCGCCCGCAUGGUGCUCCGCAAGGGCAGUUUCGGCCUCGGGGCCAACAGCGACUUCCUGCGCAAACGCAACCACCUGCUGCGCACCAUCUCCUCACAGCCGACGCCGAGCUCACCCACAGGGGCCAGUGGCCACGCCCGGCCUGAGCGCACCCAGAGCCAGUCGGACAGCGAGCGUGAGCGCACGGAGCGGGCGCAACGCAGCAUGAGCAUUGCUGCCGGCUGCUGGGGCCGCAGCGGCAGUGCCAAACAGGAGCCCGGGGCCCUCAGCCCCAAGUAGGAAAGCGGGGCCGUGUGCAGAGGGAUGGAAGGAGAAGGAGAACCUGAAAGAGGGAGGAGCGAUAAAGGGCCAGUGAAUUGAGGGUUUCAAACCCUGGUGUCUCGGCCCUAGGGCAGGGGUGGGGUAUGGGAAGAUAGUCACACACAAAAAAACACAUGGUGCUACAAACCAUUCUUGUAGGAAAGGAAAAUGCCACAAUGUCAGCAAGGUCAGUGCUGGUAGAGUUGAAUUUUCAAUACUGGGAAAAAAGUAUAAAAAAUGUUCAGAAAAAACUGUUAUUAAAAAUUCAAAAUGCAGGCCUUAAGUACAAUGCUAGGAGUAGGGGCUCAGUAUCCCCACCCAUGGCAGGAAAGACAUGGAAAAACGUAUAUAGAGGAGACAGGAACAGGCAUAGCAGGAGACCGGGGAUGGAUCCUACUGCUUCGAAACAUCCGUACUUUUACCUAGGAAUCUCUGAGACUUCAUGUGUAAAUAUGUACCCUCCCCCCACAGCAAGGUGGACAGAGGAGUGCAGGGUGGGCUUGGAGGACACCAAUAUUUUAACACAAUCACAAUGGCAGGAGGACAGUGCACAAUGCAGCAGAGCCCUGACUCUCCCCUCCCACUUUAGAGUAGCAUUUGGCAAUAAGGAAUAAAUCUCUGCUUAUAUAUCACUUAAAGAAAUGUACAUGUUUUUAGCAUGGCAGUUCAUCAGAUGCCUUAUGUACGUAAAGCAUUUUUUGAGGAAGCGGCUAAAGUACUGAUGCAGUGACAAGGGUGAGUGAUUGGCAGAUAAGGCUUCGCUUUAAGAUUUGUAGACAAAAGGACACUUUUUCCUCCAGUGUGUAAUAAGGCAACAAUCCCUUUAUCUUGGCAAUUGACAUGCAAUACCUCCCUGGAAGCUUCUCAUCGACGGCGGAUCAGGUCGCACAGCCGCUGCACGGAGCGGUGGCACCCGCAUCGUCCGGCCUGGCUAAAGUAGGACGUUCUGGAGGCUGCAUGUUUAUGGCCGCACAGCCUUGAAACCUCACACCCGCCCCACCCCCAUAACCCCCAUGACCAUCUGGCAUCGCAUCCUUCAACUGUGGCUGCUCGAACCUGCACGUGCCAUUCAUUCAGUGCGUCAGCGCUGACCUGGGCCAGGUUUGUCUUGCAAACCAACAUCCUUUGGGAAGAAGUAGAAGGAGCUACCAACUAUGUUUUUCGUGACCUCAGGGCUCCUCAAGGUGGCUGAGGAGAAGAGGGCAAGAUCGCAGCAGCUGAGUGACGAGGACAACGACAAGGAAGGGGAGGAUUGAUGGGAGAUAGAGAGGCAACUGAGGCAGGAAGGCGGGGAGCUUCAGAUGCUCAUGGGAUGUCAAGUGGCUCCAGGAAGUAGGGGGCCCCGGGUGCUUAAACUUAUAGAGCCAUGCCUCACAAUUGACUCCCAUGCACCCCUGCUGGACCAACCAGGGAAUUACACUUUCUUCAAAAAUCAAAUCAAAAACAGUACAAUGGCCAAACUCAUAUUAAAAAAAAAAAGCUGUAGAAGCUCAACUGUAUAACCUCAUUGUUUUUUUGCACUAAGUUUAUAGUGGAGAAUAUUGUUACCAUUUCAUGUUGCUACAUAUGGAUAUUUUGUAGUGCAUGAGUGCUAUUAUUUAAUGCCUAUCCAGAUUGUGUCUGCAUCCAUAUGUGUUUCGUUCACUAGCAGGAUUAGACCGAUACACUACUGGGAUAUAGAUGCAUAUAUAAGUGGAUCAGGCUGAAUCCAACAUUUCCUCCUUAAUGUACAGGAGAUAAAGCUUUGAAUGUUUAUUUUGCUCUCAAGGCAAAUGACUUGCUUGUAUAGUUUGGAUAACAUAGGCUUGUACAAAAAUGAUAGAGCUAGCUUAAUUUUUACCCAUACAUGACGCAUUACUGAAAAUAGCACUCUGAGCAAAUGAAGUGAUGUAGGUAGAUGUACAGUAUAGUCCUCCUCUGAAAGAUUAUAAAUUCUCUGAGCAAAGAGAGAUUUGUUUUACUGAAAUUCAGCUGCAAGAAUAUAUUAUAACAAUCAUCAGUGGUAAUAGACCUUACAGUCGUUUGUUUUGUACAGUAUUAUCUUAAUGCUACUGUCUGCAGUCAAGCAAAACACUGGAACAGUAUCACUGUAUGCUUUUGGAAUACUUUUAUCAUUAUGCUGUCAUAGCAUAUGUUUGGAAAUUUGGGAUACAGCCUCCCACUUAAUCGACGCUCAAAUGGAGGCACGAAAUGUGCGCAUAGCCUGAUGAAACGGUUUAAAGUGCAAACUGUUUGCAAGCGGUUUAACAUAAAACAGUGUAGAUAGUGUAAAGUUUAUGUAAAUGUCAUGAAAAGUAGGCAUAUACAGCUGAGAAGUAUUUAUUUAUGUAGAUUUAUAAGGAUAUGGAUCUUUCAGGUUUAUUACAUUUAAAGAUGUAGCUUUUUUGUGUUGCAAAUGUGUACAUGAUUGCUAUUUUAUGGACCAACUACAUCUGUCAGCGCUCAAAUUAAAAUAAUUCCAACCCCCUGCACACAGAGCAGCGCCACCAUGUAGAACGUUGCCGCACUGACAAUCACACUCUGUCACACUCUGUCACACUCUGUCACACUCGGGGGGGGGAUUUUCCUUCUAUACCCACUCGAUACCCCACAAACAAGAGGAAGUAGGAGUGUGGCAUGUGGUGUUGGGAGCAAAUCAAGUCUGACACAGAUCUCGUGGGCUGCCUCGGCAUCUGCUGGGCAUUAGGGGUAGCAGGCCCUUCUGAGCAAGUUAUACCUGUACAUUCAGGACACGAUAGCAGUGUUUUACGACAUAUUGCCCGUUUGUAAUUCCAACGUGGCAUCACAAACUGACCGAUGCACACAAAGGGACCUUAACCUUAGAGAAUUCCUCUUUAAAACAAGGCGGCUUGUAAUGAAUAUUUAUAAACUGUUCCAUGUAGUAUAGCCAUCCUGCUUGCAUGAUCUUCAUGACUGCUUUUAAUCACUUAUGAAUUGAGAAACACCAGCCUACCAUGACACCGUCCGGUCCACACAUUCGAGCACUGGUUACUGAACAGAACAUGUUCAGGUCUUCACAAACACAUUGAAAACCCAACCUAAAGCACACCUCUUCCAUGUGUAGUCUCCACUCAUCUGUCAGUGUCCGCAUGUUUCUCCAAACUAAAAUGUUUGCCUUUCGUAAACAAACAUCAUGCUUUCUAAAGAUGUUCUACCACUGAGUUUUUAAGACGUGCGGAGAAACAGUGUGCAAAACAAACUUCACCAGUUCUUCCAGCUGAGCGAAAGGAGAGCUAAUUGGUGAAGAUGAGAAGAGCUCAGGAUGUUCACUGUAAAGGUCGGAAGUGUUAUUUAUUGGUGGAGGGUGACACCUCCUGCUGUUGCCACGUUGCCAUAUUCUUUGGAAAGAAAGGAGACUAAGCAAUGACAGGCUGUCCAUCUGAAGUGUGUAUCACUCGCAGCUCACCACCCCUCUAUACCCAGCUGAACUCUGUUUACUACUCUCCCAAAAUGACAAAAAAACAAUUUUGUAACAGGAAUAUUUUUCAAAUGUUUCUAUUUUACCUAUAGGCAUUUAAGCUUCAAGGUAUUUUUCCUUGCAGAUUUAACAAGUGAUAUAAAUUAAAAAAAAAAGUAUGAUGUAAUAUUUAUAUUCAAAAGAUUACUCUGCCAUCACUGCAAGUCUCAACUUCAUUGCAGUAGUGGUUGACACUUUACUACAGUAUGGCCACACUCUGGUUAAUAAUUAUGUAGGUUUUAUCAAUGAAGUGGUCACCCACAAAUAUUACAG